Molecule: messenger RNA, 500 nt
Organism: Umbelopsis ramanniana AG
Lineage: Eukaryota; Fungi; Mucoromycota; Umbelopsidomycetes; Umbelopsidales; Umbelopsidaceae
Exons: 4
Coding region: 54-398 (114 amino acids)
Cellular component (GO): Golgi apparatus; plasma membrane; EMC complex
Source: RefSeq, a predicted model, not a curated record
CGGGGAUUGAAAUAACUCACGGUUGGCAAGCAUCAGCAUCAGCAACAUUGAUUAUGAGCAUAACCAUUGGACGCCUGCUAUCGCUGGUUGGCAUCACGUUCCUUAUACACUCGGCAUACUCUACAUAUCAGCAUUUGUCUUAUUUGAAUGCCGUCGACAAAGCUGAAUCAGGAUUACCAAUAGAGAUCAUAGCCGAGUGCCUGAUUUCCGUCGUCGUGUCUCUGGUUGGUGUCGUUCUUUGCGCUGGUGAUCUCAAGAACAUCUUGAUGGAGAAUGAGAUGAGGAAACAAACCAUUGACAAACUUGAUACCGCGCCAUCCUUCAUCACCUUUAACCACCGUGGUCGCCGAGCCGUGUCUGCGCAUUCUCUUUUACAAAGACGCAGCCACAUGUCGUGAUAUGGUUCGUAAAACCCUUGCAAAACCCUCUUCUACAUUUUCAAGAUUGAAAAAGUUUAUUGUACACAAUAACAUAACCCUGUCAAGAUUAACAGUAUCUAA